AUGCAGAAGAUGCGCAGGCAGGUUCAGCUACUGUGUGUUGUCCUCCUGGUGACCAUCCAGGUGUCAGUCAAGAGCUUCCCCACCAACAGUCAAAAAAGCGCAUUCCCCAACGGCAGGAGCACUUCGACCACGGAGGCAAUAUCUCAGGCCAGCCCGAGUGGCGAUGUUGGUGAGACUCUGGAGGACCUCCAGCAGCAGAACCAGCUGCAAAGCCUGGCGUCCUCCACCCAGCCAUCCCAGAGACCCCGAUGCCGGAGCUGGUCCCACGUGGUUUUGCCCAAACCAGAACCAGAAGAGGAACCAGAACCGUUCAUCCUGGACCUCAGGAACUUCCCUGAGUUGGCCAACGCAGACCUGGGAUCUCACAGCCCUAAUAUACAGGUGACCAUUGAGGUGGUUGAGGACCCCCAGACGGAAACAGAGAUGGAGAUGGACCUGGCUAAGGAGGGGGGUGAUGGGGGCCGCAACGACUGGUCCCUGUCUUCAAAGGAGUGGCUCGCCCACAAGAAGCUGUUCUUGGCCCUGUUCUGGGAGUACCCGGAACAAGCUGAGACUGAGAGAACCUGA
Molecule: messenger RNA, 567 nt
Organism: Oncorhynchus gorbuscha (pink salmon)
Lineage: Eukaryota; Metazoa; Chordata; Actinopteri; Salmoniformes; Salmonidae
Product: isthmin-2-like
Exons: 4
Coding region: 1-567 (188 amino acids)
Source: RefSeq, a predicted model, not a curated record